This is a messenger RNA of Gongylonema pulchrum, 336 nucleotides long. The record is from the annotation of a GenBank genome assembly. NCBI's taxonomy places the organism in Eukaryota, Metazoa, Nematoda, Chromadorea, Rhabditida, Gongylonematidae.
AUGAAGCGCUGGCAGAGUGAUUCAGUGUGCGAAUGUUCCGAUAAGAAGCGGUCGGGUUUACGGAUGCUUCUCGGAGACGAAGGGGGACUUAUGGUUAAUGGUACAGGAUUUGUGGGCCGAUGCGUUGUGGAGAACAAGGAGCUGGGGUAUUCUCUGAUUGGUGCCAGAAUAUUCUGGUUGGUGGUGCCAGCUGCUUCAUUGCCCGGAAUUAUUUGUUUUUGGGGCUACAAACUCGAUUGCAAUUGGAGCGUAAGAGGCGAGAGCGAAGAAAAUAAUCCAGAAGAAAAAAAGAACAAAAGAAAAAAGCACUGGGACCACCGAUGGCAUAAUUCGUGA